CAAUCAUUCAAUCCAGUAUUCAAGUUACUUGAGACCUAUCAUCCCGGGGAAAUAUCACUCAGAAAAUGGAGCCCUCUUCGAAAAGGUCGCGCAAGCUGCUGGAUGACAGCUCCAGUGAUUCGGAAGAUGAGUCUGGCGGAGUUCCCAUCAGCAAUGAAGAUGUCGUGUUCAAGAUCAACGAAGAUUAUGCUCGUCGCUUCGAGUAUAACAAGAAGAGAGAAGAGAUGGUACAGUUGGAGUCAAAGCUAGGCAAGUCCUCGGUACUCGGCAAACGUCGGGAUCGUGACGACGAAGAGGAUUCAGAAGAGGAGUCAUCAUCCGAAGAAGAGGACGAUUUCGGAGAGUUGGCUACUGAGGCUGUGGAUGUCGAGAUCAUGGAAACUAUCAAGGCAAUCCGAUCCAAGGAUCCCCGCUUGUACGACCCGAACGCCAAAUUCUUCACCAAACUCGAUGAGGAGGAACAACCACAGAACACCGGAAAGAAGGAGAAACCGAUGACUCUUCGCGAUUACCACCGGGAGAACCUACUCAGCGGCGCGAACUUGGCUGACGAGGAAGACACGAGCAAUGCUCCCAAAACCUAUGCUCAGGAGCAGGCUGACCUGAAGAACGCCAUAGUCAAGGAAAUGCACGCUGCUAUUGGCGACGAGGAUGCAGCCGAGAAGGAAGAGGAAGAUGACUUCCUUGUCGCUAAAUCUAAGCCCGAGUCUUUCCCUGAAACCAAGACUGAUGCAAACCUUGACAUUGAGAAUGCGGACAAGGAUCCGGAGACGUUCUUGUCGAACUUCCUCUCAUCCCGGGCAUGGAUCCCCGCUGGCAGAUCGGAACUUCAGCCGUUCGAGUCUGACGAUGAGGAGGAGGAUCAACGCGCGGAGGCAUUCGAGGAGGCAUAUAAUUUCCGCUUUGAGGAUCCCAGCAAGAUGAAUGCUACACUUAUGACGCAUUCUCGUGAUGCCACAAACCAGCAGUCUGUCCGACGGGAGGAGAAGAGCAUGAGAAAGAAACGCAGAGACGCGGAGCGAGAGCAGAAGGAACAGGAAAAGAAACAGCGUGAGAUCGAGAAGAACCGUCUUCGCAAGCUUAAGAUGGAAGAAUUGCAGGAGAAGGUUGAGAAAAUCAAGGAGGUUGCCGGCAUCCAUGGAACUGAAUUGACGGACGAGGAUUGGGCGCACUUCUUGGACGAUGCCUGGGAUGGCAAGGAUUGGGAGGCCGAAAUGCAAAAGCGGUUCGGUGAAGACUACUAUGCCGAAGCUGGCGCUGAUGGCACAAAGCAUCCCAAGAAGCCUACAUGGGACGACGAUAUCGACAUUAAAGACCUCGUGCCAGAAUAUGAGGAUGAGGAAGAGAAGGCCGUCAUGGCCGACUCGGACGUCGACAUGGAGGAUGAGCAGGAAGGCGAGAAGAAGAAGAGCAAGGCACAGGAGAGGAGAGAUCAGAAGCGGGAAUCUCGCAAAGAUCGCAUGCGUGUCGAGGAAGCUGUGGACCGCAAUCUUGAUCUCGACAUCAGCUUGCUUCCUGGGGCAACAAAGAAAAACGCUACUGGAUUCCGCUACCGCGAAACCUCGCCCCAGAGCUUCGGACUUACUGCUAGGGAUAUUCUCAUGGCUGAUGACAACCAGCUCAAUCAAUUUGCCGGCCUGAAGAAACUUGCAUCAUACCGUGAUCCGGAGAAGAAGGCCAAGGACCAAAGGAAGUUGGGUAAGAAAGCCCGCCUUAGGCAAUGGCGCAAGGAUACCUUUGGCAAUGAAGAAGGUCCCCGUAUCUCCGAGGAGGCUCCCAAGGCCCCUACGCCAGACACGGAAAAUGUGGGCAAAGUCGAUAUUCGUGACGGUGAGCCCAGCAAGAAGAAGAGAAAGAGGUCAAAGAAGCACUAAAUGCUUGAAUCGACCUCCUGUCUCGCAUAUGUGUUUCACCACAUGGUUGUUGAAUGGUUUUAGUUCGAAAAAGUAUUUAGCGAUACACUCGUCUGUUCUGAUAGAUUAGAUGCAAGAUAUACCUAUUUCGUU
Molecule: messenger RNA, 2006 nt
Organism: Aspergillus saccharolyticus JOP 1030-1
Lineage: Eukaryota; Fungi; Ascomycota; Eurotiomycetes; Eurotiales; Aspergillaceae
Product: KRI1 family protein
Exons: 2
Coding region: 66-1874 (602 amino acids)
Biological process (GO): endonucleolytic cleavage in ITS1 to separate SSU-rRNA from 5.8S rRNA and LSU-rRNA from tricistronic rRNA transcript (SSU-rRNA, 5.8S rRNA, LSU-rRNA)
Cellular component (GO): 90S preribosome; nucleolus
Source: RefSeq, a predicted model, not a curated record